Bufo bufo (common toad) is the source of this 753-nucleotide messenger RNA. RefSeq lists its product as uncharacterized. The transcript has 4 exons. NCBI's taxonomy places the organism in Eukaryota, Metazoa, Chordata, Amphibia, Anura, Bufonidae. The record is from RefSeq and is a predicted model, not a curated record. The coding region runs from base 1 to 753 and encodes 250 amino acids.
AUGGGUUUCAAGGCGACUGACAUCUUUGCCUUGUUCCAUCUGUAUGGCUCCAAGGAGUUCGAUGUCAGCUUUGUCCGGCCGGAGGGGCUAGAGCUCUUCUGGUCUGGGUAUGAGCUGGCAAAGGACACGCCGGACUGGCGUGGUUUACUUGCAAAAGCAAUAACCCGGACUACAAUCCUGGUGCGGUGGCGGUCAAUGAGGGACCGCUAUAAGAAGGACUACAACGAGGAGGUCAAGCGCCCGAGUGGUUCGAGAGCAAGCAAAAAGCGGCCGUACCGCACAUCUAGCAGUUCUCGGGCGCACCAAGCUCCUCGUGAAGUCCUUCCAGAGGCCGGAGCACAAGAGGCGGUCCCCGAAGAGCCGCCCACCGCGGGUCCCUCACGUCCUACUCCAACAGCUGGUCGGGACCUCAAUGUUCCCCUACCUGUGCCCUCUGGCGACUCAACAAUGGCCACAAUGGCACCACUUUUUGAGGCAUUGUUGCGUCGCCAGAGGACCGGUAGGAGCCGUCAGGCGGACUACGAGGAUCUCACAAGGCUCGUUUACGAGUCCUUGAUGGGAUAUACCAAUAGAAUUGCAGCUUUGGAGGAACAAGUGCGACGUCUGCAGGAGGGGGCGGUGCAUACGUCGCAAUUGGGUCCUGUGCAUCACUAUUGGUAUUCCUUGCUCCCCGUGAUGGAACGAUUUACGCCCGACCAGUUGUUUGAGGCCCAAAGACAGGUGGACAGUGUCUUGUGCUUUACCUCCCUAUAA